AUGGAGACCUUCAGCUCAAAGAAUCUGGCACUGCAAGCAGAGAAGAAGCUACUGAGUAAGAUGGCAGGUCGGUCUGUGGCCCAUCUCUUCAUUGAUGAGACAAGCAGUGAAGUGCUGGAUGAGCUGUACCGUGUGUCCAAGGAGUACACACAUAGCCGGGCCCAGGCCCAGCGUGUUAUCAAGGACCUAAUCAAGGUGGCUGUUAAGGUGGCUGUGCUGCACCGCAGUGGCUGCUUUGGGCCCAACGAGCUGGCACUGGCUGAUCGUUUUCGCCAGAAGCUGCGGCAGGGCGCCAUGACAGCUCUUAGCUUUGGUGAGGUGGACUUCACCUUUGAGGCCGCUGUGCUGGCCAGCCUGCUGACCGAGUGCCGGGAUGUGCUGCUGGAGUUGGUGGAGCAUCACCUCACACCCAAGUCACACGGCCGCAUUCGCCAUGUGUUUGAUCACUUCUCUGACCCAAAUCUGCUCACAGCUCUCUAUGGACCUGACUUUACUCAGCAUCUUAACAAGAUCUGUAAUGGGCUCAGGAAGCUGCUGGAUGAAGGGAAGCUCUAA
Elephantulus edwardii (Cape elephant shrew) is the source of this 555-nucleotide messenger RNA. It is a transcript of the gene TNFAIP8L2, whose product is annotated as tumor necrosis factor, alpha-induced protein 8-like 2. Lineage: Eukaryota; Metazoa; Chordata; Mammalia; Macroscelidea; Macroscelididae. The transcript has a single exon. Gene Ontology annotation, cellular component: cytoplasm. Gene Ontology annotation, biological process: negative regulation of inflammatory response; negative regulation of T cell activation; regulation of apoptotic process. The coding region runs from base 1 to 555 and encodes 184 amino acids. The record is from RefSeq and is a predicted model, not a curated record.